Molecule: messenger RNA, 2318 nt
Organism: Manis javanica (Malayan pangolin)
Lineage: Eukaryota; Metazoa; Chordata; Mammalia; Pholidota; Manidae
Gene: RAB3IL1
Product: RAB3A interacting protein like 1
Biological process (GO): exocytosis
Cellular component (GO): Golgi to plasma membrane transport vesicle
Molecular function (GO): guanyl-nucleotide exchange factor activity
Source: RefSeq, a predicted model, not a curated record
GACAGACCAUCCUGGCAUGACAGUGCCAACUCCUCUCAGCUUAUCUGAGAGCGCAAGUGAGAUGGGAAUGGGGGAGCAAGCCAGAGUAAGUCGGGUGCCUACCUAGAGGAGGCUGGAUGACCUUUGGAAAGCAGUGCAGUUGGGAAAAGGGAGCUGGUCUCAGCCAAGGUCUCCAGCAAGUUGAUGAACCUCCAUCUAGGGCUCAGAGCCAGCCCUGUCCAGACGAGGGCCACCCGCCGCCCCUCAAAGCUGUCCCAGUCCCCUGGAAGAGCGUGGGCCCCUGCAAAAGCCACGGGGAGUCCCCAGGAGGUCGGAUGGAGACCUCUGUCAGGGAGGAGGCUCAAGGAGAGGAGGGCCCUGCAGCCACCCAGCUGGACGUGUCGCGCCUACGCAGCUCUUCCAUGGAGAUCCGGGAGAAGGGCUCCGAGUUCCUGAAGGAGGAGCUGCUCAAAGCCCAGAAGGAGCUGAAGCUGAAGGAUGAGGAGUGUGAGCGGCUGUCCAAGGUGCGGGAGCAGCUGGAACAGGAGCUGGAGGAGCUGACAGCCAGCCUGUUCGAGGAGGCCCACAAGAUGGUGCGAGAAGCCAACAUGAAGCAGGCGGCAUCUGAGAAGCAGCUGAAGGAGGCCCGGGGCAAGAUCGACAUGCUGCAGGCAGAGGUGACAGCCUUGAAGACACUGGUCAUCACGUCCACACCUGCUUCUCCCAAUCGUGAGCUUCACCCACAGCUACUGAGUCCCACCAAGACCGGGCCCCGCAAGGGCCACUUGCGUCAUAAGAGCACGAGCAGCGCCCUCUGCCCUGCCAUGUGCCCUGCUGCAGGACACACCCUCACCCUGGACAUGGAGGGCAAAGAGCCCGGGCUGGCCCCGCUCCUCUCCCUGCUCCUCUGCGUGGUCCCCAGCAAGGCGGUUCACCUCACCUAUGAGCCAGCCUGGCAGCUCCCGCCUGGGGAACCCCCUGAGACCCCCACCUCCGCUACCUCUCUCUCCUUUUCCCGACAGGUGGACACAACCCUGUUUGCAGAGUUCCAAGCCUGGAGGGAGUCGCCCACCCUGGACAAGACCUCCCCUUUCCUGGAAAGGGUGUACCGGGAGGACGUGGGUCCCUGCCUGGACUUCACCACGCAGGAGCUCUCUGCACUGGUCCGGGCUGCUGUGGAGGACAACACACUCACCAUCGAGCCGGUGGCUUCACAGGCACUGCCCACAGUGAACGUGGCUGCAGUCAAGUGUGGGAGCACCAGUACAUGUGCCCUGAGCGGGCUGGCUCGUGCCUGUCACCAUCGAAUCCGGCUUGGGGACUCCAAGAGCCACUACUACAUCUCGCCGUCCUCCCGAGCCAGGAUCACGGCAGUGUGCAAUUUCUUCACCUACAUCCGCUACAUCCAGCAAGGCCUGGUGCGACAGGACGCGGAGCCGAUGUUCUGGGAGAUCACGCGGCUGCGGAAGGAGAUGUCACUGGCCAAGCUUGGCUUCUUCCCCCAGGAGGCCUAGGGCAUGGCGCAGGCCUGGAAUGGGGCUCGGGGCUGGGACCAACAUCUGCCCUAGGAGAGACAGACAGGAAGACGGGGUCCUGGAACCAGCCCUGAGUGAGAUGCUGGACAGACAGACAAAUGGCCAGGCCGUGGAGGCAGCACAGAGCCGGCAUCAACUGUCUGUCCCAGGACAGAUAGGACCUCACGAGGUGACCCUUCUGUCUUCCCCAGUGGUGCUAGAGCCAGCAGGGACUUUCAAGAAAGCACCAAAGACCAAGGAGCCUGGACCCGUAUUGAGAGGCUCCGCCCCUGGGAGGGGAACACCCGGGGUAGCCAGCACCCCCUGCCCAGGCUCAGGAGUGGCUGUUGCUGCCUUGUCCUCAGAAAGGAACCAUACGGGGUGGCCUGAUAUCCAAGCUAUCCCCAACCCUAUUUCCAAGCCCUGGGCCACCAGCACCCCCUUGUGGCCACCUCUCACCCUGAUCUGCACCUGCCUGAGAACUGCCCCAAAGCGUUAAGACGGAUCAGGGCCUCUCCUUCCACCCUCCCACCUGACCUUCCCCCUCUCAGCUCUCAGCCCUGUGCUCCAGGAGGCCCUGCACCCCCCCCCCCACUGCUGGAAGGAUUGGGGUACUUUUCUCCCAAAGGAAAACAGAGACAGGGCCUCAGGACGCCCAAGCUGUUUUCAGCUGUGGGUUGCCAUUUAGGCAACAGGGGCUGAGGUUGCCAAGCCCUGUACACAGGAGUGGGGUCCAACCUGCACACAUCCCUCACCACGUCUGAUUUCCUCCUCGGGUGGAAUGUAACCCGAUCUCUAUGUAAUAAAGGAUGGCUUUGUAAUAAA